Molecule: messenger RNA, 2633 nt
Organism: Amoebophrya sp. A120
Lineage: Eukaryota; Dinophyceae; Syndiniales; Amoebophryaceae
Source: the annotation of a GenBank genome assembly
AAAGCUGAUGGAAGUACUAGCUCGAGUAGUGGAACCCAAACUUCCUCUACGUCAGGAGCAACAUCCACUUCCACUACCCAAAAUAGCAGCACAUCAUCAACCUCCCUCCACCGCUCCUACGCGAUCGAAGAGGCCCUCUCCAUGGACAUCGCGCGGUGUCAGCCGAAGGGGAGGCUGUUCUGCUACGACAAUGAGACGAAGGAGACGGAACUUUUGAAGUCCGGUCUCUAUUGCCCAACAGCGGUAGCCGUCUUGCAGCAUCACGGGAUAGCGCAGUCGCCAACAGCGCAGUCGAGAAGUAGCAGUCCAAGCAUCCCAUUCGCGACACAAGGAGGAACUGCCGUUCUUAACGCUCCUCCUGUGCUAAAAAUGGACCCCCACCAUGGGCCCCAGGGGCAGUCGGGGCAGGCCGGGGGGAGUACUGGAACAUUAUUCCAGUCUCUCGCGCACAAUAUCAAAUGCAAAAAUGUCUGGGUCUGGAAGGAUGUAACUUGUGAUGUUGCAUUUGGAUUCUACAAAAAUCUGUAUUGCAUGAACAGCAAAAGAGGCCCAGCUUUUGCGACGGCGAGACGGCAUUUCUCAUGCGGUAUAGGCAUCAGGAAGCCAUCACAAAAUCUGUGAUGCUAGGUCAUGCAUCACAGACAUCAGGAGUCAUGCGAAAUGUGAAUGACAAACCUUGAAUCCUUCCAGACCCAGACAUUUUUGCAGUUGAUACACAAGAUUCACCAGCAAACUGCUUUUCUGUUGAUCGCGGAAGCGUCGAUAUCCAAGCAAAAAGUGUGUAAGUGUAACUUUUUUGCAGAAACAGCAUCACAGAUUUGUUUUGCAUGACAGAGACGAGAACCUGUGAUGCGUAGCUAGUACGCGAAAACACGUAUGAAAAUUAUAGCCUCUGAUGCACAUCCAGCAUGACAAGUGUAACUGUAUUGCAACGUCCGCAACAUAAAGCUACAGUUACGCGCGUGUUUUCUUGCAUACUCAAAAUUGCGGAUUGUGAAGUUCAACGUGGUCACGAGAGAGAUCGUGUUGGUCAUUGCGGACAGAUAUGAAUCGCAAAUAUGUCCGGGUCUGGAAGGAAGAUGCAAGGUUUGUCAUGCUUGUCUGGCAUGACUGAAAAGUUUGUAAUGCGUGUCCAAGAAGAGAGCCUUUUGCUUGUCAUGCAAGCCGCACUGUUUGUCAUGCGGAAAACGCAACACGAAGCCGCGCAAAUAUUUUUCAUGCUUGGCUGUGCAUUACGGAGCUCAGCAUGACAAGUUUCCAGAGGACCCAGACAUAUUUACACUAGAUAACAGACUACCCGGCGUUCCGCUGUCCCUGUCGCCGACAAUAACGAUCGGGAGCACGACGAAUAGCAGUAGUGGUGGUGGUGGAAAAAAUCGACCGGCCGGCGCGAACAAUUCCUCCCCGAACCAUUUCACCUCCGUCUGGGUUUCCUUGGCGCCACACUUGAUCGUCGACCGCUCUGCAACGUCCCCCACCAGCUUAUUCAAAACCUUCGUCCCGAACUUUCUCCAGAAGCAAAUCACCAGCUCCGCCGGGGGAAGGAGUUUGUUCCACAAAACGUCCAGCACAACCCACGCGUCCUCCCCCACGUCCGUUCUAUUGCCGUCCGGUGCUAACCCGGUCGUGAGUUUCACGGCAGCAACCGCGACUAGUUUCUUUUCGAAAAUGUCGGAGAAGAUUCACCUCCCGGGAGUCACUAGUACAGGAUCUACUUCGACGACUGAUGGUUUGACCUCUUCUAAAACCUCCUCCCACGGCAUUCCGAAGGGUGUUGCGGUGAAACUCGACGCGCGGAAUGGGGACGUGAUAUGGAUUGCAAAGAUGUCUGGGUCUGGAAACUUGUAAUGCUAAAAGUGAAUGAUAGACGCACUACAAUACGCAGCUACGCAUGGCAAGCUGCGUUUUUGCAUGACAGGUAAGAGGGCCUUUUCGUGCCGACGCAACACAGAUUCUCGAGCCAUGCCAGACAAGCAUGACAGACUUGCACUCUUCCAGGCCCAGACACAUUUGCACUGCAUACGUGAUCGAGUAUUACCAUGCGGACUUGUUCGCUAUUGGGGCGAAGAUGACGAACGUGGACGUGCCCGAGGCGGUGAGAGAGCCGGUCACAGAGGAGGACGUCGUGGUGCGGUCAGUGAGGGAAACGACCGACGAUGACGGGUGCAGGUUGUUGAUGAUCUGUCAGGGCGACAAAGUUGGGAAGUUUUCUUUCAACUUGAACUAUGGAUUGCAAAACUACCGACCAUGGCAUUGCUGCACUAGUGGUAAUUACAUUACAUUACAACUUUGCUCUGCUUCUGCAUGACAAGUGAAAUUUGUUAUGUUGAUUUACCUUACGAAGUAAUGCAUACACGCAACCACUACGAGUGCGAUACUUUUGCAGAGGAUACCAGCGCGAAAAUUGAAACGAUCCGGAGGGCGGGACUAAGUAAGAACACGGGAGGCGGUGGGGACGGGGAGUAGGAAGUUCACGGAAGACCAGAAGUAUUAAGCUGGGUUGUUGCAGGCUUAAGAGAUAAAGAAGACCGGAGCUGCUGCAUGCUGAUUCUACUACAUCCCUACUGCAACUAUAGCUCUCUAUGAAAAUAUAUGCAAAAAAUAACGCCGAACGAACAUCAGCAGAAAGGGAU